UGGGAUCCGAGUUUUUUUAAGUAUGUAGUUUUUGAUUUAUUCUGAAAGGCAAAGAAAGGGUGUGACAAGAAUGGCGAAUGCGUUAACUGACUGCUAAGUUUCCGUCGACAAGUGCCAACGGUACAUGGGAGUAAGAAAUCGGGGCGAAAAAUUUGAAUUUGUUGGAACGCCGUAUCAGAGAUCUUCAACAAGCUUAGGCUAUCUUCCAUGCGGGGAUUUGACCAGCGAGGAUAGACUUGCGCCCACCCAGUACGGCACGUUUUCUUCAUCUAGCCACCGCGUCAACAAAACGAGAUCUCACCGAAAUGUCGACAAUGCACCUGAGCACAGUCCUGACGCGGCCAAAUGUCCGCGAAGGCUGCCUGAUUCUCAGCGGGGAGGGAGAGGGCGGUCCGAACCACUUUCUUGAGGAUCUAGAGCGCGAAGAGACGACCCCAGUGGAAGUCGUAUCCGAUAAUUCAACUUGUGAUGCUGAUAUUUUUGUGGACGGAACACUUACUUAUGACUAAGUACUACACAAUGGAUAGUUGUCGCUUUAUUUUUUGCACGCAUUUGCAUUUUCAACGGUGCUACUAAUACUUAGGUUUCUCUGCAUGAGGUUCGCUUUAGUCGUGGUGGUACAAUUUCCAUGACCCUGUUGCUCAAGUGCCUGCAGCGGGUGGACCGACUCAGACGCCUUACGUUGCAGUCCUGUGAGAUCGCGGAAUUGGAAGAGAUUUGUCGUUGUACUCGUCAUGUUGAAUAUGCGGAUCUCUCAUGGAAUGCCAUACGGCUGCUCCCUUCGCGAAUAGCUUCGUUGUGGACCUUUUUGACUGAUUUAAAUCUAGCACAAAACCGACUCUGCGACUUUGAGGAGCUGCAAAAGUUAGUGUCACUUCUGCGACUGAAAAAGCUGAACUUGUCCGAAAAUCCGAUAUCAUCGCAGGUAGUCUUUUGUGAUCGUGCUGAUCGAUGUGUGUUGAAAAUCAAAAUGAAAAUGGUGCGGCGUUUUCUUCACUGCAAGAAAUAUGCAGGCCGAGUACGUAGAGCGAAUUUUAACAAGGGCACGAUAAAAAGACUUUGCUUUGUACCUCCACUCGCAGGUGGGAUAUCGAAGUCGCGUAAUAACAUCCAUGCCUCAACUAUUCGAGCUGGAUAUGCACGUGAUUAGCGUAGAGACGCGCCGCGAGGCAGCUCUGCAACCGCUGAACGAUCGAGUGCGCGCGGUAGCUGAGGAGCAUAGGCCAUGGAUGCCACCGUCUGUUGGUAGUGAGCCCUUUGUUGUGAAUGUGAUAGCAGAACAAAAAGUAAGUAAAGGAUUGAACUUUCCAAAUCUUGUACUGAUCACAGUUCAACAGUUUUGUCCUUCGCACCAUUCCAGCUGGUGUAGUCCCAUCUAUGGACUACAACCUUCCUAAUUUGGUGCUAGACUGAAUAUCUACCGAGUUUGAACCGACAUCCCUGAGACAGAUUCUCCGGUGGGGUGUCGGUAUAAGACGGAGAAACAAGAACAAUUUGCAAGGAAGUACAUGCCAACGAUCAUGAUGUUGUGGAUCACACGGAAUCAACAAGUUGUAUUGAGAUUUUCGUGGGUACCAACAGAAAAAUUAUUUCCUUGCUCUACUUCUAUUUUGCUUUGUCAUAAUUGUAAUUUUGAUGAUUUUAUUCUGUACCUACAGCUUCAGACACUCUCGACCGGGCAUUUCGUUCUGGCUAUGAUGCGGGAAGCAAGCGAAGCGCUGAUUUGCAUCCAAUGGCAGGGUCGCGAACAGCAGCCGACCGCCAGUACGAGGAGCUAAUGUCGAAGAUCCGCGCGUCCAAUGGCGUGAGCAUGAGCGAAGUGGCGCCCCAUUUGGGGGCAUCACCACCUCUUGUAGGAGGCGCGAGCUCUUCGGCCGUUCCAUCAGCUGCUCGCCGUAGCGGAGGGGGCAGUGGAACGCGAACUCCGACAGGUUCGACAUCGGCACUUUAUCCCCGGUCGGUCACCGCAGACGAAGUGCUGGAGCAGGCGCAGCGCAUUCUGGAGAAAACCGAGCAGGGAUAUAUCACGCCAGUAGCAAGAAGCAGCAAGAGCCCGGGUGGUAGUAAAGCUAGCACCGUGCCACGAGAAGUGGCGUUUCAGAGGGAACAACAUUCGCGGAGCCCCUUAGGUCGGCGGCAACCAAACGAAAGCUUACGAGGCACGACCCCAGCAGCAUCAGCAUUCGCUUCACCCACACUGACAAAUACUGCGGGAGCUGCAACCGCCAUGAUUGGUCGCCGGGGUUUGUUCGAUCACUCGCCGGUUACCCGGGUAAUGGCACAAUCCUUAUAUGCAGGGAUGAAAGCAGAGCAGCGCGAACCAGGAUUAUGGCUCUUUCGUCAAAGAAUAGUCUUACCGUUGGAUUGGUCUAGAGGUUGUGUUAUCAAGGGUAAAAAAGUAUUCAUUUAGGUGACACCUUACAUUGUUGAAGAACAAGUGUAGAUUUUGCUUUAAUGUUGAGUGCUAGUAAGCGGCGCGUAUCGCCUGAUCGACCGCUUCUGCAUGGUGGGCAGAAUGAUGUGGCGUCAGCGUUUCUCAGCAGUAUCGACAGUGCGACUUCGAGUACCAUGAAGGUAACCGCCGGGUAUCACAAUACCACGAGCCCACAGCACGUUGCGUCAGGCAGCAAGAAGACUUCGUACGGGGGACCUGGCGGUGGCGUCUUAGCUGCGGGUAUAAUCGGUGCAGGUGAAACUAGUCCGUCGAAGUUGUCGGGGGUCAUGAGCACGAACUUUGCUGCGUCCUCUUCGCGUGUCGCUGAUGUGAGUGCGUCUCUCUCUGGUCGCACACGGCGAAUGGAGCGAGAAUUUGACGUCGCGGGUGCUCGUCAUCCUGUGCCUGGGGUCUCGGAGUACCAAGCGCCACUCUCUAUUCCGUCGGCACAAGUGACUAGUACGCCUCCUUCUCCACAACUUGGGAAUAAUUCAGGCUCCAGGUCUCCACCACAUGUUGACAGGCCGAGAGCAGCAGAUGCACGAAGCGAUCCCCUCAAUGACUCUCGCAGAGCAGGCUCGAACAGCAAUGCCGCUGACCAGGCCUCAUCUUCCUCCUCUUCGAGACGGCGAAUUUUCCGCUCCUUGCCGCCGACGACGAGGGUUCCUCGAAGACCGCCUGCAACGGUCCCAUCUAGCCUCGAUUUACAUAGAAAGACGUUUUGGCAGGAGAAGCAGGAGGAACGCGAGCGGGAGAUGUCAAGGCGGGCGGACAAAGAGAGAAUCGCGAAUGUAGACAGACGGCAUCAUCAGUACCAUCAAUGGCUAAGCGACGCAUUCCAAGUAGAUCCGGGUAGGCGCGAAAGUGCAUCGCGCUCUCCACCACCCUCACAACGGCCGAACUCAGGGGGCUUAGUGGCCGUUGCAGCUGAACGCUACUCGUCGUGGGACAGGCAAAGAAAGCAAGACUACGACGGAGACCCAGCAGGUGCAUCGACUGUCCCGACAACGAGGGGUAGUUUUGUUUCAUAGAAAGGAGAGGAAAAGCAGAAAAAUUAGGCGUGGAACGUCAUGCAAUUUUCAAGCCACGAUCAUGUGAAAUCCGAGCACAAUCAACACAACAUGAGUUCUCGAACCUGAUCUAUUUUUUUUAGCUUUUGUUCUUUCACACCAUCACAGCCCAAAGUCACGCAUCCGCUGGUGCGGAUGGCCAGGCGCAUCCGUUUUAUCCUCCAUAUCGGCAGACGCACACCGAACCAGAGAUUCGAACCUGGUUUGACAAGUCGCUUGAGGAAAGGAAAUAUCAUGAGGACGAGGCGAAACUCGAAGCUCUGCGAGUCUUACAAUUGAAACUACCUCUGAAUCCAAAGAACCUUCCGAUUGGGGUGGAGGAAGACGAUGUGGUUGCAGACCGCGACAAACUCACGUCAAAGACCCACAUAGCGGAUAUACUCCGUACUACUCGCUAUAUUGUUUCAGACGAGAAGAUUGUUGUGCACUAACCUCGUUGUGCAACUUCGAUUUCCAUCAGAGCAGGCCGUUCAUCAUUUAUUUUUGUAAAGGAACUGGAUUUCGUUUUCGUUCCUCGUUUUGCGAUCUACACUAACGCACAAAUGCCACAGUGAAAGUCGUCGAGAAAUGCGAGGGGCAACACCGGGUCAUCAACUGUAUGUACAAGCACCUAGCUAUUCCUCGUGACUGGAUGAUACAAAAUGCCACGAAAGCCAGUGUCUCCAAGUCCCAAGCUAGCAUUUACUCAGCGACGGAUCAGAACCAAGCCUCAAUCUUGAAUACCACGACGAAUAGCGCUGGUGGAGCUGCAGGGCAAAAUAGAAGCAAAUCCAUCGGCCGAAAGCUCGGCUACGCACCAAAAAUGAUCAUAACGCAACCGGGAAUGUAUUCCUUACUUUAUAAAUUUCUCUUUUUGCUUCUAAAAGAUGACGAGCGAAGAAAGUUUUUACGUUGUAAGCGCACAGAAGAUGAAAAUGCAAUAACUGGACUAAAGAUGUCCCAUCACCUGGAUCAUCCACUUUUUGAGGAGGCGCCGAGUCAAAUCUCUUCAGGUCUGCCUAUUCGAGUACGGGCAAGCCGAUGGGUAGCACGGUCUCACAGCAGGACGCUGCCUCUCGAACGAGCAGUCCACAGAAGCUCCCAAUGAAGGGGGAGCAGCGGUUCGACGCGUGGUCAUUGUACGCGUCGCUGGAACACAAAGGCCAAUCGCCGAGAGAAGUGAACUUGCGCAAAUUUAAGUAUCCUCGGCGGCAGUUCGGUGGAGGGGGCCCUAAGCAACUUCCUAACAGCGCAUGGGCGCCACAAGGUGGAAGCAGAUGACAGCAAUUUAUAGACAGGAUGAAUCUUGAGGGUGGAAACUUAUUGCCUCCUAAGGAGAUCUAGAUCUUCUGACGGACACCUAGUAGGGUGUCUGCACAUUUCGAAAUCCGUCGAUCCCUAGAUGGUCCAGAGCAAGUGAUGUGUCACUAAAGCAAAUAAGUACUUAAUAUCAAUCUUGAUAUUGUCUAUUGAUGCCGUAACGAUGACUUGAAUACUUCUCGCGUAAACGCAAUAAUGAUGCCUUCUUAAUUAUAUAUCGCUUUUCGCCAUCAAAGCUUCGGAAAAGUUCAACAAAAAAAUAUUACAAAUCAGUAAAACUGACUGUAAUCGAAAGCUGAAAAUAAGCGAGUAACCAAUACAAUAGCCGAGCUGUAUCUGAGAAGAUUGUUAUCGAGAUUACUCGCUUAUUUCAGUUUAUCGAAUAUGCAGGCAGAUCUAGAAUCAUGUUCUUUUCAGCAUUCGAAAGUUGCAAUGCAAAAAACAAGUGAAGAUCAGCAGCUGAUAAAUUCAGAAUUGCAAUAUCCAGAAA
Messenger RNA from Amoebophrya sp. A25, 5293 nucleotides. The record is from the annotation of a GenBank genome assembly. Lineage: Eukaryota; Dinophyceae; Syndiniales; Amoebophryaceae.